AGGGAACGGAAGCAAAUCCUGAAAACGCCGAAAAGUUCCGAAGUGGCGGAUCGCGAGGCGAUUGACUUUCCACCUUCCAACAAGCGGUCAUUGCUAUACAUCGCAGUCAUGUCUGAAGGGGAGCUAGCAGAAGACUUGUUUCCAGCUUCAGGUAGCGGUUCACCGGCCAAGAGUAUCGGGGAAGACGCUCCUGUAGCUUCUGGAUCGCGUUCGCAGAGUCCAGCCCAGCCGACACUGGAGAACCCAGUAGAGGAGCCGGUAGACGAUGAUGACGAUGGAGAUCUGUUUGGGGAUGACGAUGAGGAAGACGCGAAAAAGUCGGCCUCGCCACGGAGUCGAGCUGCAUCGUCCUCUGCGACUCCAAAGACUCCGCCAACAUCUGCCUCUGAGGAUGGAGGAGAAGGAUCUGCUCAUGGAUCACCAAAUCCACUAGAAUAUGCCGAGGAAGAAGUAGGAGUUGAACAGGAUGUUAUCUGGGCAAACAUCGCUCUCCCUAAGAUGCCGAGACUCAAAGCUACAGAUGGCAAGAUAUGGCAACUUCGUCUACCAGCUUAUGUCAAUAUUGAGCCAAAGCCAUACGAUGCUCACUACUACCAGGAAACACUGAACGAGUCCGAAAUCGACGGAUCAAAGGACCCUAUGGGCGCGAAGAGUCGAAUGCUCGGCGUGAAAAACACUAUCCGAUGGAGAUGGGUUAUGGGUCCGGAGGGAAAGCCUGUGCGAAAGAGCAACGCUCGGAUGCUCAGAUGGAGCGAUGGAUCCAUGUCACUUCAGCUGGGAUCGAACCUGUUUGACGUGGCGGCGUCACAUGGAGCGACCUUGCAACGAGACGAGGAUAUCAAAGACGUCAAACCAUCGACCACUAGUCAACCUGAGGCUUCUACAUCGCAAACCAAUGCCACAUUCUUAUGCGUGGCGGUCGGCUCGGAGCGAGUACUCAUGACGGAAGGCCCUAUCGCUGGACAAUUGUCUCUCGUGCCGACCUCCAUGACGAGUGCAACUCACUUGGAGCUCGCCAAACAUGUCGGUCAACAGCACGUCAAACACUCGCGUAUGAAGAUCCUUGAAGACGAAGUCAAGCCUGAGACUCUGGCAAAUCUUCAGCGUGAAGCUGCCGGCAAGAGCGUUGUCACGAAGCUUCGGGUUAAGCGACCUACGGGAAGCCGAGGAGAAAGCAGUCGGAGGAAUCAACGUGGUCGUCGUGCUCGAAGCGAAUCUAGCGGCUCAGAGCGAGGAUUUCGACGUGAAAAGGAUUACGAGGAGGACGAUGGUUUCGUCGUGGCAGAUGAUGAUGAUGAGGAGGAGGCAGAGGAAACGGAGGACGAGGACGAUGCAGCCUGGGGGAGCAAAAAGUCAAAGAGCAAAUCAUCGAAACGGGCCAAGAGGAGAAAGGGCUCAGAAUCACUGGACGAGCUGGAGGAAGCUGACAGGCGUUUAGAGGAGCGAGAGAGGGAAAGGAAGAGGGCGAAAAAGGCAAAAGCCAAGAGCAGAGAUUACGUGGAUUCAGACGAGGACGAUGAAGACGAAGUGGACGAUGCGGACGAGAUGGAGGGAGGGGACGAUGAUGCUGAUAUGGCUAUGGACGUCGAGAGCGAAGACGAUUGAUGCAUGUCGUGAUGUCGU
Messenger RNA from Kockovaella imperatae, 1623 nucleotides. Its product is annotated as Leo1-like protein-domain-containing protein. Gene Ontology annotation, molecular function: RNA polymerase II C-terminal domain phosphoserine binding. The record is from RefSeq and is a predicted model, not a curated record. NCBI's taxonomy places the organism in Eukaryota, Fungi, Basidiomycota, Tremellomycetes, Tremellales, Cuniculitremaceae. The transcript has 3 exons. Gene Ontology annotation, cellular component: Cdc73/Paf1 complex; nucleus. Gene Ontology annotation, biological process: transcription elongation by RNA polymerase II; positive regulation of transcription elongation by RNA polymerase II. Bases 109 to 1605 code for a protein of 498 amino acids.